CUAGUGCUAAAUACAUCGAGGCCAGGACACGCGACCCGAGAAAGCGUCGAUUCAACCAAACAAAAACCAAGUGCCAAGUGCCGUGUGAAGAGGCCACAACCAACUAACUAACUAACUGCCUCCAGAAACUGUGCGAUUCAAACUAAGCCAAAAAUAAAUAUUAAAAGUUGCCAGUGCAUCAGUGCCCGGGAAAAGGACUUAAUGCAAACAGCAGGCGAAGUGAAUAAACCAUAAACAAAACCCCCGAAAAUAAACCAAAAGCAAGGCAAAAGCGAAAUUUAAGCGUCUGUGCAUAUUAAUCAGAACGAAAAACGUGAACAGGAUCAAGUCCUAGACAACUUAUCACAGGGGAUUUACGCAGACAGACAAACGCAGGACACGAAUGCGAGUGUAGAGCAAAAGGCAGCGCUAAUCAACGACCAAACCAGACGACAUCCUUACCGACUGGCCACGCCCACAACUCCCCCUCGAGUAGGAGAAAAAAGGCCACCAGGAGCUUGAGAGGAGAAGAGCAGGAGCCGCCUCAUUUGGCCACUGCGGAUUAUGUUAAUUAGAUUUUAAGCACGCGAUGACAACAACGCCGGGGGAGCACUUGGCAUUGUAAUGUGACAACAGUUGGCUAAGGACAACAAGACCAUACCAAAAGCGGGCCAUCAGGAGUAGCUGGAAUGCUCGCUUUUUAAUUGACAUUUGCUCGAGUUGAGUUGCGUUUUGUUCAACAGCAAUUAGCAUCGUGAAAAAAAAAUAAAUUAAAACAGAAAAAACGCACAGCAAAACACAAAGCAGCGCAAUUAAAAUUGUAAAACAAUUGCAGAACGCUGAAUUGAAAAGGGGAAACAAUAACAGACGACGACGACCCGGAAUAGAAUGAUCAAGUUGAUUUAAUUAAAAAUUCAGCAUCACCCCCAGCAUCCGUGUGCAAUGGCAUUUGAGCACGCUGCUUGAGCAAUGGCCGCCGGACCGGAAACGCAGCCAUUGCCCUCGGGCAACAUCCGCCUCUGACUGCCGCCGACACUUGUCACAUGUUUGGCCAAAAAGGCGCGCACGUGACGCCCCCGGAAAACCAGAUGAACGAACGGAUGAACGAGGAAAUGAAUGAGCUAGCAGCCAUAUUCAAAAUUGAACGUUAAACGUUCGCACGUACCGCGCAUAAAUUCCAAGUGAAAUAAAAGAGCCAACACAAAAAAAAAAAAAACAAAAAAUAACCAAAACGAAACGAAACGAAACGAGGACCUCCCCAUUUACACCACCAAUUCAAAAAAGAAAGGUUGAAAGUGGGUCGCAAAAUGGUGAAAAUCGUGAACCAACACUGUGAUCUAGGCCUGGCCCUCCUCUUGGUCUGGACGUGGCUAACAAGGCUGGUGGUGGCGACCCAUCUGGUCGACAUCCCCACCUCAUCACGCCUGGCCGCCGAACGGGAGGAGCUGCAGCUAUCCCGGCAGGACGUGGGACGGCUCAGCUACCAGAGUAUCCAUCGCAUGCUGAGGGACGAAAACGAACCGGCCAGCUUUAGGGGGGAAUUGCGAUACCAACAGAAACGCCACAAAAGGGAGCUGGAGCUCAAUGCUCCGGCAAACAAGCUGAAUCUCACCCACCGCGACUUAAAAACAUUCAAUAGCACUGGUGGUCAGUGGAAGGGCGACUUUCAGGUCAUCACCGCCAUGGAUCUGAGCAGCAAUCAACUGGAGAACGUCAGCUUGGACAACUUCAAUCAACUAAGGCAGCUGGACUUGGGCAAUAACUCCCUGGAGGUUAUACCCCUGAGUUUGGUCGACAACAAUAAGUCACUACCCCUUGUAACGCUCGAUCUAUCCUGCAACGAAUUCAGACAAAUUUCUACGAACUUUUUUGCCCAGCGAUUGCCUCAGUUGAAACAUCUGAACUUGGCUCACAAUGAGUUGGUAAACAUUUCGCGGGAAUCCUUCUACAAUUUGUUGGAACUACAAACGUUAAUUCUCAGUCACAACAACAUCUCGGAUAUAGACUACGAAACAUUUUUGGCACUACCGAAUCUGCAAUAUCUGGAUUUAUCCCAUAACCGCUUGAGCGGAUCCGCUAUCAGAGCUCUGCAGGGAAUUCCGGAUUUGGUCAGCCUUUCAAUCGCUUACAAUCCAGAAGUGGGAGUGGCGAUGCAGGAGUUCGUCGCAUCCUGGAGCCUCAAGGAGUUGGAUGCCAGUGGCACUGGAUUGUGCCAGGUGCCUGCAGCUCUAGCCCAAUCCGUGAGGACUCUCAAGUUGUCCGACAAUUGGCUCAAGGCAAUUAAUUGCGGCGACAUGGACAGCUACCCACUGCUGCAGUACCUUGAUCUCUCGCAUUCCCGCAUUGCCCAAGUGGAGGACGAUGCCCUGGGACGACUGGAGCUCCUCGAGUCCCUUUUCCUCGACCACAAUCUUCUAAUGCGAGUGCCCAGCAGCCUGCCGCCAUCGCUGGAACACCUAUUUCUGCAGCACAAUCAGAUAAUGGAGCUUCCGCCUCAGGCUUUUGUGGGAUUGGUCAAUCUGCAGACUCUGGACUUAUCCAGCAAUCGAUUGAUCUUCCUGCCCCCGCUUUCGCUGCCCAAAUUGCUCACCCUGAAUCUGCAAUCGUCAGGGGUGGAGAGCGUUAGCCAAUCGAUAGUGCACACACUGCCACAGUUAAGGGAUCUUUUACUAGAGGACAACCCCAUUAAGUGCAGCGAUUUGCUGGGCAUUGCCGAAUGGGCCAGUCCUUGCAGGUCAGUGGAUGUGGGUCAAUCGAGUGGGGCAAGUGUGAGUGGGCGGGUGGACUUGAAGACGGAGUAUCUGCAGUUCCACAAUUUUUACGUAAACUUCAGUAGCCGAGGGUGUGUCAUAAGAAAACCGGAAAAUGACACAAAGCUGCCUUCUUGCAGCCUGACAAGGGCAGCAGCAGCAUCAACAACAACACCCGGAAGUAUGUCAAAAGUUAAAAAGUCAAAAGAAACACAAGCACCAGCAACAUCAGUGGAAGUAGCGGAGGCAACAGCAGCAAUAUCAGAAAAAACAGACACCCAAGCAACAUCAGCUGCAGCAGCAGAUACAGCAGAGCAGUCGACUGCAGCAGCAACAACAGCGGAAAAAGAAGCAAUCCCAACAGCAACAUCAAGCGACACCACAGCAACACCAGCACUCGCAGCAGCAGCAGCAGCAGCAGCAGCAGCAAUGCAAUCAGCUGGCAACAGCCUUGCCCAGUUAACCACAAAAACGUUGCGGCCAACAGAAACAACUUCGUUAGCGCAACUGCAGCGUCGGCAACAAAUGCCUGGCAUGCCGGCCAAAACAACAGAAACGCCAGCAAAGAACCUGCCAAGUUUAGCCCAGACAAUGGCAACAACAGCGCUUCCCAUUUUGGCAACACGAGAUGCCGACACGGCAACAACAGAAAUAAAUUCCGACAAGCCAACGAACAUUAGCGGUGCCACAAAAACAGCAGCAACAUCAGCUGCUGAAAUACCAACAACACCAGCAAUUGAAGUGCCACAAACCAUUUUGGCCGGCAAAAAAUCUGACAAAAUGCCAGCCGAUAAGGCACAGGAGACUUUAUUAAAAUACCCAACAAGGGACACAUCCGGUCAAGUUGCAACACCGCCACACAAACAUGCAACACUGCAGCUGCACGUUAAGGAUCGACAUCUAAUUGGCACACCGCUGCUGAUGCACAAGGGCGAUGUCCUCCUGGUGGACGCCGAGCAGUUGUUGCUCCCUGGUACGGCCACCGUGGCGGAUGCGGAUGCGGAUUCGGAAGUUCUGGACUCGAGCCAACAACAUCAGUCAGCGGAGCAGGAAAAGCACCAGCCAGCGACUGAUAAGCGACAAGCGGAUGCAAUAAACGGCGACACAAAGUCGCCGAAAAGCCACAAGAAGAAACCAUCGCUGAGCAUUAAGAAGAUGACCUACACUACCAAACAUGUGGCAAAAGCCGCGGAGGACAUGGCAGCCACCGCGAAGACAUCGCAACAUCAACAUAGCAGUGUGAACACACCCAAGGAGUCUACUCCCGAGGAGCUGAGCACCUUUGCCCAGCUAAAAGCCUUCGUAGAGCUAAAGAGCGAAUCGAAACCGGAACACCUAAUGGACCAGCGAGAGGAAAACCAUCACAAUCUCACAGGAAAUCAUCCCGGGGUUAUGCUUCUGGUAGCCUGCGUUUUGUUCAUCGUGCUGCUAGCCGGUCUGGCCCACGUCUAUCGCUGUGAAUUGCCCUGGCAGAGGAGCAGCCGCUCCGGACAAUCGCGACCGCAUCAUCAAAGGCAUCUGAACGAAACGGAUGAUGCGCACAGCUUCCUGCACUAUCAGGGAUCUGUGAACUCCAAUGGGGGAGAUCCGGCUCGCCUGCAAAAGUGGCACCACAGCACGCGGCGAGAAGCUCCCUACAGCUCCCCGCUGCACAAUCUACAAGCGCGCGAACUGCAACAGCAGCGCUGCCAGCAAUUCUACAGCUCCUCGCUGGCGGACAAGAGCUCCUCCACCUCGUCAUCCUCGUCGGGAAGCAGUCGCAGCAGCCUGCACUCGCCCAGCAGAGACGACAGCUACUACAUAGAGAUGGCGCCCAGUAGUCCACCAGCAGCCCACCUGCCCAGUUUGCCCAUGGAACUCUUGGGCAGCAGGAGCAAUGUCCUCGGUUGCCGGGUGGACCGAGUGGCUGCCACCGAUCUGGGCGGUACGACAGAGGCGGUACCUUCCUCGGCGGCGACCAUCAAGUCGGUCAGCAGCAGACUGAUGACGCCCAGUUCGCGGAGGCUGAACAUCUGGUGACAAACCGUCUUUGGUCAGCGACAGUACGCGCCCUUUCAGUAGAGUAAAAAGUAGGAAUGAUGGAGUUCGAACGACAAUCGCCAGCUGCCAACUUAUCCAGAAGGCUCAGAAAAUCCCGGGCUAAAAGGGAAAUUAUUGAAAUUCUUUAGAAUAUCAUUAGACUAUUUCUUUCUAAUUAUUUAGUUUUUGAAUAAUUCAGCAAUUUAAAUAGUUUCGAGAUCAAUCUCCUCAGUUCACUGCAUUCUAUAUCAAAUUUAUAAUGACAGUUUAGGGAAGCCCUAGAAUAUCUAAUUAUCUUCUUGAAAAAAUGCACUAAGUACACCAGUUAACAACUUUAGGAAGUCGUUAUACUUUAAAGUGCUUGGCAACGCCAUGUGUCGAAUUGUCGAAUUUUUCCAGCUCGAUACUCAAAAAAGAGAUAAAGGUUAAAAAUAAAACUCGCAAGGAAACCAAACUGGGACUACGAUUGCAAAGGGAAAACAUAAAUGCCAGCAGCUUUAUAUAUUAUUUUCAGUUGGCUCCCGGCUUGAUUUAUGAUGCCUGAGUGCCCACACAUCGCAGACCUCUUAGCGAUUCGGUUAGCAGCAACAAUUUGUCAUAAAUUCCUGUUACGUAUACGCCGCGUAGUCCAGGACAACUAAGGAGCUCAAAAGAGGCGAGGGGCGUAGACAAGCGACCAAGUCAAAUGGCCAAAGAGCCAACGCCAGCAAAGUUUUUACGAGCCAGCCGAAGAAGACGAUGUCCAUCUUGUGGUCGUAUUUGGGUCAGUUUACUGGCCAGGACCACCGUGUGCGGCCCAGUUAACUUUAUAUAAGUGCCUGUCCGCCUGCCAAGAUUAAGUGUUUCGAUAGUCAUGCAUAUAAAAAUGAAAUAUCGAUCAAGUAUUAAAUAACAAUUUAGUUUAUGACAGACCCAAUUCAGUAAUCAGAAGUUGAGGCAGCGCAUGCUGAGCCAGGCGAUUUAAUCGAGGAAUAUUGGUUUGUAGUAAAUUGGAUAUGGUAGUUGGAAUAUAAUGCCAUCCAAAUUGGAAAAUUAGGUGUGACUCGCCAACAUAGUAGUGGAAAAAAUAAUAGCUUGCUGAGCAUUGUGUUUUGGUCCGUCCUAAAUGUAAUACUUAAUUUGAUAUGGUGCACCACUUUCGAAUUUCCAACAUUCAAUCCGGGUCCUUCCUACUCUUGUUGUCCUUUGAGCCAUGAUGCCUUUCCGCGUUCGAUACUUUGGCAGAUCUUAACCUACUUUCACAGCUGCUUCAGAUACGAGAGUUUAAAUUGCAAUCUAAUUAAAGUUUUGCCUCAGUGCCUCUCGCAAUUCCCACCCACCCUUUGGAUGCUAGAAGUGUUUGCUAUCUGCACUGGCAUCUAGCAUUCUUCACCCCAUUUGAAGAUGCUGGGCAAAACGGCCACAAAACACCCUCUUCCUUGAGAAUCAACCCGCACUUAACCUCAUUUUACAAAUUGCCCAACACAACAUAUGGUGUAAAUCCAGCCAAAUGGCCAGACAUCUAAUCCGCCACGCCAAAAGUGAAAUGUUGUAAAACUAUUUGGGGGCUAUACGUACAUGUAUCUAACGGACAUCAAAAUAAUGUGGCUGCAAAUCAAAUUACAAGACACGCGGCUGGCUCUGCGGGGGUGGAAAAAUGGUCAGGGGAAUGGCCAAGAGAACGUCCCACGGACAUAGAACACAACAAUUACAUUAAGACACGAUAAAAAGUUGUGCAACAAUCUUGCAGCCCCAACCACCACCAAACUAAACCAACUACGCCGAACUGAGCUGAAGAUGGUACCAUCUCCUCCGAAGGGCAAACCACAGUCAUUGCACAGCUUUUUCAACUUUUUGCGGCUUUGUAAUUGGAAUACAAGAAGGAGGCGCGUGCACACAAGCGGCAGCAACAGGAAACAGUCGGAGAAAGUGAAAUACACAGUUAGAAUCGAGUUAGAAAGCACUCGGAAAAAUAAUCGCAACUUAUGGUCACACGAGUACCGGCAAGAAUGGCACUCCAGGCGAAUGGGAAGCAGACUUUAACUUCAAAUAUUUGUCAGCUAUAUUGUUUGUUACACUUUAAGCGGUUAUGUUUGUUCUAGUGAAGAUGAGCUUAUAUGAGAAACCAGGUGGCGGUUACAAUAGUAUCAAACUAAAGUUUAGACUUUUAAAGUGUCUUAACAGACAUUCCUUAAUAUCAUUUUUAGGGAUUCAAGUACAUAAGAAGUUUGCAUUUGGAAAACUUAUUUGCCUACUACCUUAUCUUAUGGAAGAAUUUAAGAGAACGGUAGCAUAUUUUCGCCAAGUGCAGAUAGAUACAACUUCCUUGGAAUGGCAGAGAAUUCAAGGAGGCGUUCAAGCAGAGUCCGCUUAAGCAAUUCAGAAGGAUUUAUUUUCGGCCACAAAAGCGAAAUGCCCGACAAAGCGCUCCUAACAACAAUUAAAGUAAUGCUGACCAACAACCCUAUACGACCGAUUGGGUGGGAUUAGAUGGCGGGGAGUCCUUUUCGGUCCAGUCGAGUGGACGAGUGGACGAGUGAAGUGGAGUGGCGUACGAUGCCAGGACGCACAAAAUCUUAAUUAAGGAACUUCCAAGUGGGCAAGUGUCGAACGGCAGGGAAUGAGGGCAUUUUUUGAGAGUUUCGCAGGGCGAAGAACCUUUUUAUUUGUCGGCUUGCCAGCGCAGCACAAAAUUCGCCUACAAAAGAAACCCUACGGCAGAGUGACCCAGAGAGUCCGGUUGGAUUUAGUCCUCGAGCAUUGUCAAAUUUAAUGAAGGUUUCCUUUUUUGGACUUUGUGCUUAUGACACUGGCCAGCUGGCCAAGAUUUAGGAAGUUUCCAGUCGAGGGACAAGCAACUGAAAUGAGUUAAUUCGAUAUUUGACACUUUCGGAGCUCGCAUUCCACACAAUCUCGGUAUGUGUGAUGGGUUCCAGGGCUCCCGAGACCACGGAGACCCCGGACUUUUGUCUCCUGCGCAGUUAAUAAAGUUGGCCCGGACCAGGACGUAAUUAUUUGCCUGCUAAAUGGCUUUUGGACGACAUUUCGGGGCAGUAAAUGGGGGCGAUUUAGAAAAUUAUGUGAAAAUAAGUUGCCUUUUGUUUGGCCAUUGGCCAUAGGCAGUUGGCAGUUGGCCGUUGGCGGUUGUUGCGGAUCGUAAAUAACGUUCAUAAUUGGGCAGACUCGAAAAGUUGUGGGGCAAAGGCAAACAGAACUCGAAAUAAACAUCUCGGCCGUAUGGAUAGCAAACAAUAAUUAAACUUAAUUGCGCUGUACAUUGAAACGUCAAACUGUAAAUUAUAGUUAUUAACAUUUACUUGUAGUGGAGUUUACUUGAACUAAACUUUUCAAUUUCGAAUAUUGCAUGUACAAUUUCCAUAGAAUAUGUAUUUAAAACUUAUCAAAACAAAGUGGAUUAAAACCAAAAUGGAACAAAGCGACAGCCAGGAAAAUACAAUUCGAGUAACGUUAAUAUUUGCAUUUAAUUUGUCGAAAAUCAAAGUAAAAUGCGAUAAAAAACCCACAAUAAAAAUAAAAACUAAUUGCCAAAUAUUUGACGUACAGUUUGUAGCGUUAGCCAUUAAAACCUUUAUAUGUACGGUUACAUAUGGAUACACAUAUAGAAACAAGGAAAUGCGAAAAGUGAGAUACGACUAGCCCAAAGCCGAGCAAAUAAUUAUUAAACAAAUACUUCUAUUUACAAAAACACAGCAAAUAUUUGGUUAAGCCAAAAUGACGCGCAGCAUUUUAAUUAAACAACAGAAAAUCGAGAGCUCAGAAACAGAUGCAAAAUGCAAAACAUUCAAUAAGUAAAGGUAAACAAUAGUUGCAGCAUAAUUUUCCGUGUGUAUUUGUAAAUAGACAACUAAAACCAAAUAUGAAAGUAUAGAAAAAAAAACCUGGAACAAAGCAGCCAAUCAACAAAAAAUAUUCGAUAAAGAAAAUAUUUGCUGGAGGACAGUUCCAAAAAUAUAUACAUACAUAUGAAAUUAGUAUUAGAUUUAAUGUUGCCAAAAUCGGAGCAACAAGGGUUGAUAGAAAAAAACUAAAGGAAUGUAUGAAGAUUAAAAAUAACAAUAGCAUUAAGUAAAAUGUAUUAUUGAUAUAGCAAAUAUGGAUAGCAAUUAAAAUUGUAAAGAUAACAUGGCAAACAUUUUAUGAAAUCUUCUUGAAAACCAAAACAAUUUUAAUGCAAACAGGAAACCGAAAAAAAUGUGAAAAUAAAUUGAGAAAUUUAAUUUGAAAGAGUAAAAUCACUACUGUA
This is a messenger RNA of Drosophila yakuba, 8991 nucleotides long. RefSeq names its product chaoptin (gene 2mit). NCBI's taxonomy places the organism in Eukaryota, Metazoa, Arthropoda, Insecta, Diptera, Drosophilidae. Gene Ontology annotation, molecular function: protein binding. The coding region runs from base 1287 to 4748 and encodes 1153 amino acids. The record is from RefSeq and is a predicted model, not a curated record. The transcript is spliced from 4 exons.